AGGCGCAAGAGCCCGAUGGAGGAGAGGAUCAGAAUCGUCAAGGCAGCGGCAGCAAUCAUCCGGGAGGACAUCAGAGCCCAGCCGUACGACACGUCCAGAUAUCCAACACCAGACGACCUGCGCGGCUGCGGCGACAACGUCAUCCCGCCGACACUGCAGACGCUCGUCGAGGACGUCGUCUGCAAGGGAAGGUCUGGAAACAUGCGGCGCGCGAAGGCGGUGUGCAGGACGCUGGAGGAGGCCAUCAUUGCAGAGACAAGGCCCAGGUCCUUUGUGUCGCCGAUGCAGGUCGGCCUUGCUGUCUGGCUGCACCGUCGGUACGCGUCCCGUGCCCUCGUUGACGUCCUGCACGCACUGGGACUCUGCGCCAGCUACCAGGAGGCAGUCGACUACGAGACAUCAGCGGUACACCACGGAAGGCCUGCCAUUGAAGACAGCGCGUUCGUGCAGUACGUGUUUGACAACGCAGACUUCAACAUCCGCACCCUGGAUGGCCUGGGGACUUUCCAUGCCAUGGGAGGCGUCCGCUGAAUCACGCCCGCCUCUGCUGUCGACACUCCAGCGGCG
This is a messenger RNA of Thrips palmi, 567 nucleotides long. RefSeq lists its product as uncharacterized. The record is from RefSeq and is a predicted model, not a curated record. Lineage: Eukaryota; Metazoa; Arthropoda; Insecta; Thysanoptera; Thripidae. Bases 16 to 531 code for a protein of 171 amino acids. The transcript has 3 exons.